ACAAAAUCAGUCAAAAUGUUUUAUCCUUUUUCACUUGUAUUAGGGAGAACAUAUCGUUAUUCAGAUGAUGAUGAUAUUUUGGAUAUAAAAAAUUUAAAACACCAUGUGAUCUAUGAAGAUGAUCAUCCAAAAUUGAAAUGUUCAACAUCACAACAGGAAUUUCAAACAACAACAAAACGAAUUAUGUCAACAACAACAACAUCUAAAACGAUGGCUACAGAUAGUAAUAAUUUAGAUGGACAACAGCAACAACAACAACAACAAAAUUCAUCAUCAACAAAAAAUGAUCAGGAAAAUCUAUCAUCAUCAAACAAUGAUAAUAAUAGAAAUGAUGAUGGUAUUCAAAAUGAUCAACAACAAAAUCCAACAACAACAACAUUAGCUUCAACAGCAGCAACAUCAUCAACAACAAAUAAUGGUAUAUUAAAUGAUGUACCAGAAAAUGCUCAACUAUUAUCAAGAACAACACAACAAGUCAAAACACAGCAAGUCAAAACAAUAACCAAAGUUUAUACAACACGUGAAAUACGUCAUAUUGGACCGGAUGGUCAACCAAUUGAAUCUAAUAAUAAUAGUAAUAGUCAGGUUAUAGCAGCUACAACAUCUGUUUCACCUGGUAUCAAUAUUGAUAAUAAUAAUGAAAAUAAUAAUGAUUCAUCAACAAAUGAAUAUAGUAAUUUUCCUGGACCAAAAAUGAUUAAUAAUGGUCAAGAUCAUCAUCAUCAUGUUGUAAAUAAUCAAUCACAACAACAACAACAACAAUCGAAUAAUAAUAAUAAUAAUUUUGAUUAUAAUAAUCAAAAUAUAUACGAUCCUCAUUAUAGCAAUACGAAUUUUCAAAAAUUACUUCAACAACAACAACAACAGCAACAACAACAACAUCAUCAUCAUCAAAUGGCAUCAAGUCCUAGUCCAGGUUCUGUUUCAACUGGAACAACUGGUUCUACAGCAGCCGCACCAUUUGUUGUCAAUACAAGAGCAAUAUAUGAUCCAUAUGCACGCAAUAAUCAGAUCGGUUAUCAGGAUUAUUCAAAUUUUAGUAAUUAUCAAGAUCUAACGUCACAUCAUGAAAACCAAAAUGGUCCGAUGAAUGUUGAUCAUACAUCCGCAUCUCCUCAGCCUCCGAUUCGAAGACAUAUAGCCGAAAUGGCUGCUGGUCCACCACCGGGUGCAGUCUAUGGUUAUGUUCCAGCAGGUGCAAAUCAUAAUUCUACUAUACAGAUACCGAUAAAUGCUGCUGCUGGAGGACCGCCACAAGGUGUAAUGCAUUCACCAUCGGCAGCUAUCUACGGAAAUUUCGGUGCUGAAGAUGCUCCUCAAGGUUAUCUAGAUCGAAGACAAACCUAUGAUGAUACUACCGGUCCACCUCCUGGUUCUGUUACAUAUGGUCAAAUGAUGGAUCCUACUCGUGGACAAAUGCCACCUAUGACAGCAGCCAUGUAUGAAGAUGCUGAAUCUGCUUAUCAGCAUCUACACGCAUUACAACAAGCUGGUAUCGCUAUGGAUCCACAACAAGCAGCUGUAUUUUUUCAAAAUGGUGCUACUGUUUUAUCAUCUGGAGCUCCUGGCGGUCCAGGUGGACCUCCUAGAAUCGGUCCAAUGCCAGGUGGUGGUGGUGUUGCGCCUGGUUCCUCUGCUGUCACAGCUAUAGGUCCUGAUGGUGUACGAUGGCGUGAUCCUGAUCUACAUGAAGUGAUCGAAUUUCUAACCCAUCCGAAUAGUAUUGUUCGAGCCAAUGCUGCUGCCUAUUUACAACAUCUUUGUUUCAUGGAUGACAGUAUGAAAGCAAAGACAAGAGCAUUAGGUGGUAUACCGGCUUUGAUAAAUUUACUUGCUCAAGAUGUACCCGAAAUUCAACGAAAUGCAUGCGGAGCGCUAAGAAAUCUUAGCUAUGGUCGCCAAAAUGAUGAAAACAAAAGAGCAUUUCGUGCAGCAGGAGGCAUACCAAAUCUAGUAAGAUUGUUACGAAAAACUCCUGAUAAUGAAAUUCGUGAAUUAGUAACCAGUGUAUUAUGGAAUCUUAGUUCAUGUGAAGAUUUAAAAAGACAAAUUAUUGAUGAUGCAUUACAAGUAUUAGUGUCUACAGUAAUUAUACCGCAUUCAGGUUGGGAUCGUAAUAAUCCACAACAACAACCAUCACAAGUUCAACAACAUCAACAACCAAUCUAUUGGUCAACAGUGUUUCGAAAUGCUUCCGGUGUUGUACGGAAUGUUUCAUCGGCCGGUGAAUAUGCUCGCCGUCGUCUUCGUGAAUGUGAAGGUCUUGUUGAUUCGUUAUUAUUUUUAGUACGUGCAGCUAUUGGUAAAAAUGAUAUGGAUAAUAAAUCAGUGGAAAAUUGUGUUUGUAUAUUACGAAAUUUAAGCUAUCGUUGUCAAGAGGUUGUUGAUCCUGAUUAUGAUAAACAUCCACCAAACGCUAAUAAUAUUUCAAAUACAUCAUAUUCAUCACCAUCAUCGCAACAAACAUCAACAGCUUCACCAUCAUCAUCAACAUUAUCACCAUCUUCAUCAUCAUCAUCGAAAAAUUCUACUUCUUCAUUAAUGGGUGGAAUCAGUUCAAAAGUUGGUGAAAAUAUUAGCUGUUUUGGUGGAUCAAAAAAGAACAAAUCAAAAAAUAGUUCACAUACUAUGUCACCAUCAGUUUCAGCAUCAGGUUUAGAAUCAAAAACAGCUAAUCUUACGUUGAAUUCGAAUGGUCCAAGAAGCGGAAUGGAAUUAUUAUGGCAAACUGAUGUAGUACAACCAUAUUUGGCUUUAUUAUCCGAAUGUUCAAAUCCAGAAACUUUAGAAGCAGCUGCAGGUGCUAUUCAAAAUUUAGCUGCAUGUUAUUGGCAGCCAUCAAUCGAUAUUCGUGGUGCUGUUCGUAAAGAAAAAGGUCUUCCUAUUCUUGUUGAAUUACUUCGAAUGGAAGUUGAUCGUGUUGUUUGUGCUGUGGCCACUGCACUUCGUAAUCUAGCUAUGGAUACACGAAACAAAGAAUUGAUUGGCAAAUAUGCCCUCAAAGAUUUAGUUUCAAAAUUACCGGCUCCAUCAGCCACAGGUAUUCCAUUGGAAACUGGAACCAGUGAUGAUACUGUAGCUGCUGUUUUGGCCACACUUAAUGAAGUGAUUUCUCGUAAUCCUGAUUUUGCCAAAUCAAUGCUUGAAGCUGGCGGUAUGCAACGGUUAACAUUAAUCACUAAACAUCGGAAUCGUUUUUCCAGUCGUGUAGUUAAAUUUACUUGUCAGCUACUGUACAAUAUGUGGCAACAUACCGAAUUAAGAGAUGUUUAUCGAAAAGCUGGUUGGAAAGAAUCUCAUUUUAUUAUAUCACAACAUACAACAGCUGCUAAUCAAUCUUCACGUACAUCAACAAGAUCUGUGAAUGGGCCAAGUGGUAAUCAACAACAAAUGAUGAUGACACCAUCACAAUCUGCUAUGAUGAUACCAUCAACACCUACAACGAAUGGAGCCUUACCUGGUUCAGGAUUCUAUCAUUCAAUCAGUGCCAACAAUACAUUGAGUCGUCCAAUGUCAACUGUUGGCGGUACUAAAUAUGAAGAUCAUGGACAUUAUCGUGGUGUUGAUGGUACUGGUACAUUAUCACGAUCUGGACAACAUCAACAGCAACAAAUGAUGUCACAAAGGAUGCAUGAAGAAAUGCUUAUGUCCGAUAUGAUUGAUGGUCGUGCUGUUGCGAACGGAACUCAAACAUUAGUACGUGCACCAAUUGGUGGUGUUCCGAUAUUUCCACCCGGAACGCUACCCGGCGAACCAGUAUACGCUCAAGUGAAUCGUGAACGUAAACGUCAACAAUUACAACAACAACAACAACAACAGCAACAAUUAAAUCAUUUACAUCAAAAUUCACCAACACAAUCAAUUCCACCUUCACAGCCACCUCCUCCACCACCACCACCUAAUCAUCCUAUGAAUGGUGGUGCUGAUUCAAAUAUAAAUCAUUCACCAAAUAGUAAUGGUAGCCAAUAUCAUAAUGUUAAUAAUGUAUUAUUAGAUCCAACAACCAAUGAACCAAUUUAUCCUCCUUCAAUGCCAGCUGGUGAUUCAUGGGUCUAAUAAUUUUAUUCAUUUUUGGAAAUUGAAUGGGGACCAUUUUUAUAAUUCAAAAUAAUAAUAAGAAAAGAAAUGAUUUGUCCGUAAAAAAAAUCAUUUUCUUGUACAUAUAUCAAAAAACCAAAGAAUUUGGAUGAAAGAAACAAAUUUGUUAGUGAGAAAAAAAUAUUUGAUGAUGAUCAUUUCUUCACCAGCAACACCAAAAAUCCACUAUUAUUUCACUUCUUCACAAUAUACU
This is a messenger RNA of Dermatophagoides pteronyssinus (European house dust mite), 4291 nucleotides long. RefSeq names its product adherens junction protein p120 (gene p120ctn). The record is from RefSeq and is a predicted model, not a curated record. Gene Ontology annotation, cellular component: adherens junction; cytoplasm; plasma membrane. NCBI's taxonomy places the organism in Eukaryota, Metazoa, Arthropoda, Arachnida, Sarcoptiformes, Pyroglyphidae. Gene Ontology annotation, molecular function: protein binding. Gene Ontology annotation, biological process: cell-cell adhesion.